Messenger RNA from Haemonchus placei, 1215 nucleotides. Lineage: Eukaryota; Metazoa; Nematoda; Chromadorea; Rhabditida; Trichostrongylidae. The record is from the annotation of a GenBank genome assembly.
AUGUCAGAAAAGGAAGAGCGACCUUCGCUCCGUCCGGUCGCGUUUGCCGCCGUCGUCUUCUCGACGGUUGCAUUGACAAGCUGCCUGCUUACAUUCCCAAUGAUACUGCACUAUGUUCAGACACUUGAAUCACAAGUACAACUCGAUCUGGAGUAUUGUCAGGCUCGAGCUCGAGACAUGUGGAAGGAGAUGCUGAACAUCGAGACCGGCGGCAAACGUGAUGUGGCAAAACUGGCGGACAUUGUCAUGACUCAUAGGAGACUGGAAAAGAGAGACACACUUGCUGAUUUCUGGGCACGCCGUCUUCACGAUCAGGAAUUGCGUGACGAACCAGUUGGAUAUGACACUCCAUCAGCAGCUGUUGAGGCAGCGGUGCAAGGUGGAGGCUGUACAUGCAACCGUGGACCUCCUGGACCACCUGGUGACCCUGGACGAGAUGGCAUGGACGGAUUGGACGGCAAUCCUGGUGAUAUCGGACCACCCGGCCCUCCUGCACCACCUGGCCCUGAUCCCGUGUCGCUGUUUCCACCUCAGUGUCCGUGCGAAGCACCUCCUGGAGAUCCAGGACCGAAGGGACAACAAGGACCAGACGGUCCUCCUGGUCCUCCCGGUGCUCCUGGUGAGGACGGAAAACCUGGAGAUCAAGGACCUCGUGGAAAUCCUGGAAUGCCUGGACCGCCAGGACCAACUGGACGCCCUGGUCCACCUGGAGAGCCUGGUACUUACAAGACGGAGAUCGGACCACCAGGAAGACCUGGUGCACCUGGUCGUCCAGGACCACCUGGUCAGCCUGGCCCACCCGGUUCGCCUGGUGAAGAUGGAAAACCUGGUGCACAAGGACCUCCAGGAAUGCCUGGACUCCUGGACGGAAAACCUGGAGAUCAAGGACCUCGUGGAAAUCCUGGAAUGCCUGGACCGCCAGGACCAACUGGACGCCCUGGUCCACCUGGAGAGCCUGGUACUUACAAGACGGAGAUCGGACCACCAGGAAGACCUGGUGCACCUGGUCGUCCAGGACCACCUGGUCAGCCUGGCCCACCCGGUUCGCCUGGUGAAGAUGGAAAACCUGGUGCACAAGGACCUCCAGGAAUGCCUGGACCUCCUGGACAACCUGGACAGAAUGGACCAGCUGGACCUCCAGGACAGCCUGGAGAGAACGGUGCUCCAGGAUCGUGCGAUCAUUGCCCUCCUGCGAGACUGGCACCUGGUUAUUAA